ACUUUUUCUAGAUAUUGAAUUCAUUCAGCUUCUUGCAAAGAGAGCAGAAUGAUUGCUAAAGACGAAGAGGCUCGCCAGCUCCCUGUUACCCUUCUCUCGGGGUUCCUGGGGAGUGGUAAAACCACACUCCUAGAACAUAUCCUCAAGUCACCUUCUCAUGGCCUCCGCAUUGCAGUCAUCGUAAACGACAUGAGCUCACUGAACAUCGACGCCGCCCUGAUCACCCACCACAAAGUCUCCCAAACAAAAGAAAAACUCAUCCAGCUCCAGAACGGGUGUAUCUGCUGUACACUCCGGGGCGAUCUCCUCGCCGAACUGGCCCGACUGACCAAGAAGCAAGAGGUCGACUAUGUCGUUAUUGAGAGUACGGGUAUCAGUGAGCCAAUGCAGGUUGCUGAGACCUUCACUGCCGAGUUUAGCACGGCGAUGCUAGAAGCCGAGGGCCAGAUGGAGGGGAUGGACGUGGACAAGGAGAACGGUGUAGAGAUGCAGAUGGAUGAGGAUGAUAAGAAAGUUCUUGAGGAGAUAGCAAAAAUGGGCGGCCUGCACACCAUCGCCAAACUCGACACUACCGUCACCGUCAUCGACACGUUCAACCUGUUAUCGAACUUCGACACGGCCGAAUUCCUCUCGGACCGGUACGGCAGCGACGCCAUAAUCCCCGAAGAUGAGCGAACCAUCUCCGACCUCAUGGUCGACCAGAUCGAGUUCGCAGACGUGCUGAUCAUGAAUAAGAUCGAGGCGGUGGAUGAAGCCACCAAGGCUAAGAUCAGACGGCUUAUUGGACUCUUAAACCCCGAUGCUAAACUCAUUGAGACAUCAUAUAGUCGCGUCGAUGUGACUGAAAUUAUUGGCACGGGCAGGUUUAAUUUCCUCAAGGCUGCUAGUGGUGCUGGCUGGUUGAGGAGUCUGCAUGAGAUGACGGUCAUGACGACGGGGGUUGGGAAUAGGGUUGCUCCUCGGCCGGAGACAUUGGAGUAUGGGAUUAACAACUUUGUCUACUCGGCCAGAAGACCGUUUCAUCCCCGUCGGCUGUUCUCGAUGAUCCACGACAAGUUCAUCCUGCUGCAGUCGACGAAUGCGCAUGAUCACGGAAAUGGGGACGACGACGAAGAUGAUGAAGAAGAUGAGGAGGAGGAAGGGGAAGAAGAAGAAGAGAGCGACGCCGAAAUAGACGACUUCGACCAACCAGAUCAAGACUUGAUUCUAUCCAACAAACGCAACAGCGAAGCCUUCGGCCCCAUCCUACGCUCAAAAGGCUUCUUCUGGCUCGCAACCCGCCCCAUGCAUUUCGGCGAGUGGAGCCAAGCUGGCGGUAUGCUCACCGUUGGACCUGGUGGGCCGUGGUUCGCAGAGGUGCCGGACGAGGCCUGGCCUGAGGAUAAAGAUGUGAGGGAGUCUAUUGAGAGGGACUUCCAGGGGAAGUGGGGAGACAGACGCCAGGAACUGGUGUUUAUUGGGGAGGGGCUGAACCCGGAGGCCAUUACGAAGUUGUUUGAUGAAUGUUUGCUUGAUGACAAGGAUAUGAAGCGGUGGGAGCAGGUUAUGGGGAGUAAGAAGUUGAGUAGGGCUCAGAAAUGCGACAAGCUGGGGGGUAUGUGGGAGGAUGGAUGGGAGGACUGGCCUGAUGGUGAGGACUUGGAGAUAUAAUAUCUGGAGUAGAUGAAUGAAUUCAAGUAUUAAUCGCAUU
Messenger RNA from Aspergillus versicolor CBS 583.65, 1690 nucleotides. RefSeq names its product CobW domain protein. The transcript is spliced from 5 exons. The record is from RefSeq and is a predicted model, not a curated record. Lineage: Eukaryota; Fungi; Ascomycota; Eurotiomycetes; Eurotiales; Aspergillaceae. Bases 49 to 1650 code for a protein of 533 amino acids.